AUGACAAUGGAGGAAAAAAUUAGUCUCUUUGACAUUCUUGAUGAUCAAGUUAUCAAAAAUGAACCAAAAGAAGAGAUCUUAAUUGUUGUUGACCUUGCACAAAGAUGUUUACAUUUGAGUGGAAGGAAUCGACCUAUCAUGAAAAAAGUAGCAAUGGAACUAGAGAUGAUACAAAUAAUUGAUAAAGAUUCUAAGGAUAGUGUGGGGAGUCCUCUUGGAUUAUUAGUUCUAGUUUUUAGUACAUGGAGACUAUACAUAUUCAUAAAGAAAAGAAAAGAAAUUAAACGCAAGAAAGCAUUUUUCAAACGAAAUGGUGGCCUUUUGUUGGAACAACAGAUACACUCAAGUGAAAACAAUGUCGAGCAAACGAAGUUGUUCAAGUCAAAAGAGUUAGAGAAGGCAACUGAUAAUUUCAAUAUAGACAGAGUUCUUGGGCAAGGAGGCCAAGGCACUGUGUACAAAGGAAUGUUGGAAGAUGGAAUGAUUGUUGCUGUAAAGAAGUCUAAAAUAAUUGAUGAAGCCAAACUCUCUGAAUUCAUCAAUGAAGUUGUCAUUCUUACACAAAUCAAUCAUAGAAAUGUUGUCAGGCUAUUGGGAUGUUGUCUCGAGACAGAUGUUCCACUUCUAGUUUAUGAAUUCAUCCCAAACGAAACACUUUCUGAGUAUAUUCAUGAAAAAAAUGCAGAGUUUCCUUUCACAUGGAACAUAAGAUUACGAAUUGCAACUAAAGUUGCAGGAGCUCUUUCAUACUUACACUCAGCAGCUUCUUUUCCAAUUUAUCAUCGAGAUGUCAAGUCUACGAACAUACUCCUUGAUGAAAAAUUCAGAGCAAAAGUUGCAGACUUUGGUACAUCAAGAACUAUCUCCUUAGAGCAAACUCACCUGACCACUUUAGUUUAUGGCACAUUUGGCUAUCUAGAUCCAGAAUACUUUCAGUCUAGCCAAUUCACAGAUAAGAGUGAUGUUUAUAGUUUUGGAGUGGUUAUUGUCGAGCUCUUGACCGGACAAAAAGCGGUAUCUGCAACAAGGUCAGAGGAGGAAGGAAGAAGUUUGGCAUCAUAUUUCAUGAUGACGAUGGAGGAAAAGAGCAGUAGUUUGUUCGACAUUCUUGAUGGUCAAGUUCUCAAAGAUGCGCCAAAAGAAGAGAUAUUAAUUGUUGCUGAUCUUGCAAAGAGAUGCUUACAUUUGAAUGGAAGGAAUCGACCUACCAUGAAAGAAGUAGCAAAGGAGCUAGAGAGGAUUCAAGGCAUUGAUAAUAAAGAUUCCAAUGGUAUUCAACAUAAUUAUGAAGAUCUAGCAUAUGCACAACCUGAAAUUGGAGACUACUCUUGGAAUAAUUCCACGUCGUCAAUAGAGUUAACUUUUGAUAGUGCUGCUACUAGCUUCUCAUUGCAUCAAGAAUUACCAUUGUUGUAAGGGUGAACAAAUAGUAAUAUCCUCUUUGUACGUACGUAGUACUCUUCACUUAUUUUUUUCUAAAUCUUAAAUUUGAGAGAUCAAUUUUAUAUUGUGGUUUACUUUAUUGGUUAAUAUUGUUAACUUUGGUUUCAUCUGAUUGUAUAAGCAUUCAACGCUUGGUACUUUUACUAUGUAAUAUAAUAUAGUAGUAUUCGUGUUUUUGUA
This is a messenger RNA of Humulus lupulus (European hop), 1623 nucleotides long. Its product is annotated as wall-associated receptor kinase-like 1. Lineage: Eukaryota; Viridiplantae; Streptophyta; Magnoliopsida; Rosales; Cannabaceae. Gene Ontology annotation, biological process: protein phosphorylation; cell surface receptor signaling pathway. Gene Ontology annotation, cellular component: plasma membrane. The transcript is spliced from 2 exons. Gene Ontology annotation, molecular function: protein serine/threonine kinase activity; ATP binding. The record is from RefSeq and is a predicted model, not a curated record. The coding region runs from base 1 to 1416 and encodes 471 amino acids.